AAUUGUUUUAUUACUGGGUCUUAGAACUGUUAUACUAAUGUUUUAAACAAUAAUCCUUUUGAUAUGAGACAACUUGAAAUAUCUCUGAAACAGAACACAUUCAUCAGGAUAACUAUACUGCCUUUCUGAAACGAAAUACCCACGUUUAGAACGUAAUCCUUUCUUCAAAUGUCUCUGGAAUUGAACUAGCACAGUAGAAAGUGAUAUGGGUAGUACUUCUUUUAGUAUUUAAAUGACACAUUUGCUAGGACAUGUUAAGGUAUCAAUGGGUACAUUCUGGUACUUACUUCAGAUAACUGUACCCAAUUGAUAACUACCUGAUACCAAAUGCCUUUUACUUGUUCCAUUGAGUCCCAAAGGUAACAGUUUACUAUAGGUGACCUUAUUCAUACAUUAAUAAAGCCUUUAUAAAGCUAUAUAACACAUUAUUACAUUUGUCAUAAGUAAUGUAAUGUAAUUAGUAGUUUUAAAUAGUUAUGAUUAACGGCAUUAGAUGUUAUAAAACUAAUUAUAAUGUGUUUUAUAGAGAACUGUCAUAGAAUAUAUAUUUGGCUUGCAGUAACUAAACUGGCCAGGGGAGGGGCAGCUUUCCUAUAGAGUACUGUAAUGAGGAAGCCAAUAAGCCUCCCUGUUUCUCUAUGUGAUUCUUGCUGGAAGGUUCAACUGACUGGUUGGUUACACAUUAACCAAAGGAGCUGCAGUAUGCUGUCUCAUUAUCAAAUAUUUCUGUUUUCAAAAUUAUGGCUACUCAAUAGCCUUUAGCAUUCGCAAUUUGGUAAAUGGGAAGUUGGAAUGAAUAAUAUUUGAGACUAUAGGUGGUGCAUAUACAACAAAACAGGCCAUUCAUAUAUACACAAGGUGCCGUGGCUGAGUAUUGGAGAAGGACAAGACACAGCGUUGUUCUGGGACUAUUUGACUGUUAAGGAAUACAAUUUAGCCACCAUCACCAUGGGAUGUUUUGAAUCAAAAACAGAAGGAGAGAGUAAGUUAGUUUUCUUGUCUUUGCCAUAAAAAUAUGGAUAUUUGUCUUUCAAAAGAAGAAAAUGUAUUAUUCAACACUAUAUUACUUUAUACAGUACAGAGCACGGUGGAUUCAACAACGAAGGGUCAGCUAUUAAUCUCUUAAUUUAAAUAUUUUUAGUGGAAAUUUUUACAAAAGAAGAGAGUCAUGAGUUGGUAUAUUUAAAUACAUGAUCUCUGACUCAUAAGGAUUUAAUAUGUUGGUGUUUGAAGUUUUAACCUAACAUUUGUUAACUAAUAAACAACAAAAACAUGACAUUGAUGGAAAGCAUAGGAUCUGACAAAAAAUUUCAGAGGAAGAAUGUUUAUUUAAAUUACUUAAGGAGAAUUCUAUUACUUUGUUGAUAUGAAUGUUAUGACUCAACUGCAGACAAAGAAAACCCUUCACAGUCAGAAACUCAGCUCAAACUAUCUCCAGAAAAAGAUAUAAAUCAAGCACGCUCACAUGAAGUGGAUGUUACUCUGGAUGUGGACACAGCUCACCCUAAGCUGAAGAUACAUGGGAACUCACUACAGUGGAUAGAUGAUUCACCACAGAGAAACAUUGACAUUGAGAACUGUUUUAAUGAAGAGCCUUUUGUGAUGGGCAAAAUGGGCAGUCCUUUGAAGACUUACUGGGAGGUGAAUGUGAAGGAGAAGGAUGACUGGGUGCUUGGCGUUGCCAAGGCAACGUCUAACAGGAAGGGGCCGUUGGCUUUCAGUCCAACUAAUGGCUUCUGGGUAAUCAGACUAUCCAAUGGGCAAAGACUUAAAGCCAUGGAGGAUGAAGAACACGUUCUUGACAAAGGUAUUCCAGAUAAAGUUGGUAUCUAUCUAGAUUAUCAGGAAAGGAAGGUGACUUUCUUUAAUGCAGAUGAAGAUUCACUCAUCUACUCAUUUAUCAAUGGACCAAGUUAUCAGGAUGAUGUCCUGCCACUUUUCUCACCCUGGAACAAUGAUGCAAAACCAAUCACAAUUUUGUCCAUCACAGCAACAUAGAAAAACAUAAAUGAUCAUAUUCCCUGUCUGUCAAUAGCUUGUCAUGGUUUAAAGCUAUGCAAAACAUUUUUUAUUAAGUAAUAUCCAAAAUUGUGGAUUACUUUCUAUGUUCAUUUGCUGUCAUCUAACCAGGUAUCAACGUUGUGUCCAUAUUUUCUGUUAAUAUAUUAAUGCUCUGUCUUUCCGACUUGAAGAUUACUGACAUCAUGAUUUGAUCUCGUAUUUGUCUGAGUUCCUAUAAAACUCAUGGUACCCUUCGCCAGGCCAUAUCUGUGUGAAGCUUGACUCAAUGCUCUCAUCUGCUUUAAAACCAAAUUUCGAUCCAGGUUGGAUGUGACAGCAGAGAUGAGUUGCGCACUGUGGACAACCCCCCCUGACUUUGAGAAGCUCCAACACGACAUGCAUAAAGCACAACCAUCUCAUUAGUGCUGGUGAGAUACAUCAUGUCCAGUGAGGACCCUUCGUUCAGGGCAGGUGGGGCAGAAGCCACGACAGGUGCCGUGGCUGAGUAUUGGAGAAGGACAAGACACAGCGUUGUUCUGGGACUAUUUGACUGUUAGCUAUUACCAUUUAGCCACCAUCACCAUGGCCACCAUCACCAUGGCAAUCGCCACCAUCAUGAUGGGAUGUUGUGGCUCAAAACCAGAAGAACAGAUAGAGAGCACAGUGGAUUCAACAAAUAAGGUUUCUGACUCAACUGCAGAGCAAGAAAACCCUUUACUGACAGAUACUCAUCUCAAACUAUCUCCUAAGAAAGGUCAGGGCGUGACUAAGAUGCAUCAGCAAGAUCCAUCAAGAAGACUGCAAAAUAUAAAUCAAGCACGCUCACAUGAAGUGGAUGUUACUCUGGAUGUGGACACUGCUCACCCUAAGCUGAAGAUACAUGGGAACUCACUACAGUGGACUAAUGAAUCACCACAGAGAAAAAUUGAAGUUGAAAACUGUUUUGAUGAAGAGCCUUUUGUGUUGGGCAAAAUGGGCAGUCCUUUGAAGACUUACUGGGAGGUGAAUGUGAAGGAGAAGGAUGACUGGGUGCUUGGCGUUGCCAAGGUAACGGCUAACAGGAAGGGGCCGUUGGCUUUCAGUCCAACUAAUGGCUUCUGGGUAAUCAGACUAUCCAAUGGGCAAAGACUUAAAGCCAUGGAGGAUGAAGAACACGUUCUUGACAAAGGUAUUCCAGAUAAAGUUGGUAUCUAUCUAGAUUAUCAGGAAAGGAAGGUGACUUUCUUUAAUGCAGAAGAAGAUUCACUCAUCUACUCAUUUAUCAAUGGACCAAGUUAUCAGGAUGAUGUCCUGCCACUUUUCUCACCCUGGAACAACGAUGCAAAACCAAUCACAAUUUUGCCCAUCACAGCAACAUAGAAAAACAUAAUUCAUCACAUACCCUGUAUGUCAAUAGCUUAUUGUGGUAUAUGUGGCUAUGUGAAUAAUUUUCGAUUAAGUAAUAUACAGAAUUGUGGAUUAAUUCUCAUCCUUUGCUGUCAUCUAACCAGGCAUCAAUGUUGUGUUCCCUAUUCUUUACUAAUAUAUUAGACAUUCAUUAUUUCAGUAGGGUAUUGUGUGUGACAUUAAACAUGCAUUUUUGUUUUAAAACAUG
Oncorhynchus tshawytscha (Chinook salmon) is the source of this 3595-nucleotide messenger RNA. Its product is annotated as butyrophilin subfamily 1 member A1. Bases 2584 to 3360 code for a protein of 258 amino acids. The transcript is spliced from 14 exons. NCBI's taxonomy places the organism in Eukaryota, Metazoa, Chordata, Actinopteri, Salmoniformes, Salmonidae. Gene Ontology annotation, molecular function: protein binding. The record is from RefSeq and is a predicted model, not a curated record.